AAGAAAGGAUGAGCUGUUUUACUUCAGUGUGUGUUUCGCCAUGUGAAUAGAGGUCGGAGGAGUUUGUUUUUAAGUGAUUUAUCGUCGUUCGUCGUUUGUUGUUGUUUUUGUUUUUGUUGUUCAACCGGUUUUUUUUUUUAACGUUCUAUUUUUUAAAUCUGACUGCGCGAGACACUUUAACAGUUUUCGGGGAAAAAAUAGCAAGGAGCUGUUGAUAACUUAUUUUAAAACAUUUUUGUUUUUCUUCCUUUAACUGACACAGGAGUUAAAAUUUCAAAGUAUCGUCUUUUUUUAAAAGUUUUUUUAUUUUUUAUUUUUUAUUUUUUUUUGUAUUUUCUUGAACUUGGCUGUCAGGUUUGCCCCGUCGCCAUGGAGAAACACGACUGUCACUUGGCAACGCACGAGUAUCCACAUCCAUUCAUUCACACGGUGAAGCUGACCCGAGCGCAGAGGAUCAGGGGCGUCAUCCUGGGCACCCUCGUCUUCCCUCUCUCCGGCGUCAUCCUGGGCCACCCUCCUCUUUCCCUGAUCUGCUCCGCCGUCAUGCGUGGCGGCCUCUCUUGCUUCUCAUCUCAGUCGGCCUCUCUCGCCCGGCUGGUGGGUUGGCCUGCCUCUGGCCGAGAGACCCGCCACCGCCCGAAGCUGGCUUGGUCCUCCGACUUGCGCUCGGAUCCCUGGGACCGGUUGGUGUCGCGGUCAAACGAGAAAGAACACAGCCUGCCGGUCAUAGGAGCUCUGCUCGAGUUCAACCAGUCUGUGAUUGUGAGCAGAAAGGAUCCAGAAUCGAGGAAAAAGGCAGUCGCCCAGCUCACGGAGAGGUUGACCUCUGGUGGCUACUGGCCUCAGAUGCUGAUGUUCCCCGAGGGAACCACAACUAACGGCAGCGCUCUCAUCAAAUUCAAACCCGGUGCGUUCCUUGCCGGAGUCCCGGUCCAACCUGUUCUGUUGCGUUACCCCAACAAGCUGGAUACUGUUCGCUGGACAUACAAAGGAACAACCUGGGUUGAGGCACUGUGGCACACAACGUCACAGUUCUACACCAACCUGACUGUUGAGUUCCUGCCCGUUUACAAACCCUCCCAGGAGGAGAAGAAUGACCCCAACCUGUACGCAGACAACGUUCAGAAACUCAUGGCCAAGGCCCUGGGAAUCCCCGCUACAGAUUAUGUGAUGGAGGGCCGAGUUCCUGUCAAUAAACUGGGUGGUCUCUCUCUCCCACUGGACUCACCUGCCAGGGAAACACUCUCGCUGUUGCACAAAGACGGUCUCGGCGUGCAUGAAGUGGAAGCAGCGCUGGACAGGAUGAUUGACAGGUGUCAGUCAGGAGCUCAGGGGACCGUCCAGGCCAGCGCCGAGGAGCUCGCCUCUCUUCUCAGGCUGACGGAUAAACAGACAGCUGUCAGGAUCUGUGGCCUCUACUCCAAGGAUGAAAUUGUGGACCUCAGACAGAUCUAUUUGAGUGUUGCUGCUCUGUCAGGGUUUGCCAGCUUCAAGUCACUGCUCCACACUGCUUUUACACUGUUUGACAAAGAGGGCAAAGGCAGUCUGAGUGCAGAGGAGCUGUCAGACCUCAUGGGGGCGCUGCUGGGUUUUCCUCAGCACCACACAGCUGAGCUUUACACUCAGGCCUCCAAUCAAGGCCAGCUUACUGAAGAACGUCUGCUGCGAGUGCUGACGACCCACCCGACCUAUCAGAGAGUGGGGAACGAGUACAUGCAGUCCGAGGAGGCGGGCUCUCGGCUUGCCAACGGGAAGGCUGUGAACAACAACGGAAACAUGCACAACAGCAACGGGUCCUUCCACUACCACAAAAAGCUUGAAUGAGAACAAAGAUUUCUUGUAUUUUCUUUACAGGAUGACCUGUCGAGUUUGUUACAUACUUGUUGCAUCCUAACGGGACAAAUCAAACUAGAAUAUUGACUAAGAAUUGUAUUUUUUAAGUUUGGUGUGUGUGUGUGUUUGGAUGUUUUUUUAAAUCAGUAUUGCUGUAACAUUAUAAAACCAAAGAACGACUUUAAUAAUGACUACAGUAAUUCUUGGAGGUGUGUGUGUGUAAGUGUAAGACCAGGUCCUAUUUGAGGACUUGCAGUUCAUGUUUACCAGUGUACCUUUUUUAUUUUAUUUCUUUUUAAUUACCCUCAAGAAAUCUCGUUCACGUGUUGUUUAAGAUUCCGUUAAAGAGCUAAUUUACUUGUCAUUCGAAGCCAUGAAAUGUUUUAUUUAUUGAAUUUCUUCUAUGUUUAUUGGUGAAUGUAACGGUUAGUGCAAAAAGAAUCUCAACACUCUGUAAAUGAAAAAGUUUAUUUUAUGUAAAUGAAUUCUUAUUCCAUUUUUGUGUGAAUAUUGUUUCUAUUUAACAAUUAAUUAAACUGUGAAUUCUUUUAAGGAAGUUACGCUUUGUAUUUAGUUUUUUUUCCUCAAAUCCACAUUAGUUAUCCAUCUUCCUUCCUCUUCUCAGCUGUCCUUUGUGUCUGUUUGUUUUACACAAGAUAAAGUCUUUAUACUUUAGGGGUAACUGUUUGGAACAACGUGUUUGUCUCUUACAAGGAACACAUGGGAUGUGGGUUCCUUUACGACUUUCCAUCGCACUGCUUUUGCCACCUCCAAAUGUUUCUUGUCCAGAUAGAUUUGAUAAAUUUGAGACCUUGUCGUCCUUAGCCUUUGUGUUACUUCUCGUUAAGGGUGGACUUGGUUUACAGCCAGAUGUUUCCACCUCGUCCCGUGCCC
Molecule: messenger RNA, 2727 nt
Organism: Morone saxatilis (striped sea-bass)
Lineage: Eukaryota; Metazoa; Chordata; Actinopteri; Moronidae
Gene: lpcat4
Product: lysophosphatidylcholine acyltransferase 4
Exons: 15
Coding region: 370-1824 (484 amino acids)
Biological process (GO): phosphatidylcholine acyl-chain remodeling
Cellular component (GO): endoplasmic reticulum
Molecular function (GO): calcium ion binding; 1-acylglycerophosphocholine O-acyltransferase activity
Source: RefSeq, a predicted model, not a curated record